CCCCCCCUUUCCUUUUCAAGCUCUUGUGCAGGCAGCUCCCGCUAUGGCUGCGCUGCGGAGGCUCCUGUGGCCACCGCCUCGGCUCCCGCCCCCGCUCUCUUCCCACCACCCCUGCCCCGCGCCCUGGGGGAGGCCCGCGGGGGUGGCCGCGGGCGCACCGGGCCGGCCCUUCUCCUGCCGGGAGGAGGAAGGGGCUGUGGCCGAGGCUGCGUGGGGACAGCGGCGGCGCUGGGGGGAGCUGAGCAUCGCGGCUGCAGCCGGAGGGGGUCUGGUCGGCCUCCUGUGCUACCAUCUGUACGGGGACCCCCGGGGCGACUCCGCGAGGGCUCUGGCCCCCGAGUGCCCCUCCGAGACUGCGGCCACGGAGCUCGAGGAUCCGCCCCGCGGCCGGGGGCUUCUGCCCAUCCCGGUCGCGGCCGCAAAGGAGACGAUUGCUAUCGGCAGAACAGACAUUGAAGACUUAGACCUCUACGCCACUUCUCGGGAAAGGCGAUUUCGUUUGUUUGCUUCUAUAGAAUGUGAAGGCCAGUUAUUCAUGACUCCAUAUGAUUUUAUUUUGGCUGUUACAACAGACGAGCCUAAAUUUGCUAAAACGUGGAAGUCAUUUUCCAAACAGGAAUUAAAUCACAUGCUGUCAGAAACACCUCCAGUUUGGAAGGGAUCAUCAAAACUAUUUCGGAGUCUUAAAGAAAGAGGUGUGAUUUCCUACACAGAAUAUCUGUUUCUGUUAUGUAUUUUAACAAAGCCACAUGCAGGUUUUAGAAUAGCUUUCAACAUGUUUGACACUAAUGGCAAUGAGAUGGUAGAUAAAAAGGAGUUUUUGGUGCUUCAAGAGAUAUUCAGAAAAAAAAAUGAAAAGAGAGAAACUAAAGGAGAUGAAGAAAAGCGUGCGAUGCUGCGUCUUCAACUUUAUGGAUACCAUUCUCCUACUAAUAGUGUACUUAAAACAGAUGCUGAGGAACAUGUCUCCAGAAGCUAUUGGGAUACACUGAGACGCAAUACAAGCCAAGCACUCUUUUCAGAUCUCGCAGAGCGUGCUGAUGACAUUACAAGUUUAGUAACAGAUACCACACUUCUUGUACACUUUUUCGGAAAGAAAGGAAAAGCUGAACUCAACUUUGAAGAUUUUUAUAGAUUCAUGGAUAACCUCCAAACAGAAGUUCUAGAAAUAGAAUUCCUUUCCUACUCUAAUGGAAUGAAUACUAUCAGUGAAGAAGAUUUUGCUCAUAUUCUUUUACGAUACACAAAUGUGGAAAAUACUUCAGUAUUUUUGGAAAAUGUGCGUUACAGUAUACCUGAAGAAAAGGGCAUCACAUUUGAUGAAUUCAGGUCAUUUUUCCAGUUUCUGAACAACUUAGAAGACUUUGCAAUAGCCUUGAAUAUGUAUAACUUUGCAAGUCGUUCUAUAGGACAAGAUGAAUUUAAGCGUGCCGUCUAUGUAGCUACUGGCCUCAAACUUUCACCACAUUUAGUGAACACAGUCUUCAAGAUUUUUGACGUUGACAAAGAUGAUCAAUUAAGUUAUAAAGAAUUUAUUGGAGUUAUGAAAGACAGACUGCAUAGAGGAUUCCGGGGCUAUAAAACAGUUCAGAAGUAUACUACUUUCAAAUCCUGCCUCAAGAAGGAACUUCAUAGCAGAUAAGUACUCAAAGCAGAGUUGGAGUAAUUAUUCUAUAAAUGACAAAAGAAGCAAACGUUUCAGAGAGCAGAAGUAGUUCUGAGAUCAGAACUUGUAGAAAUGAAGGAAAAGAUGAAACACUAAGAAAAGUAUACAUUUCUUGAACUAAAUUCGUGAAGAUAGGACAGAUAAAAUGUGUCUUAUUGUCAACUAAAAACGUUAUAUAUUAUCAACCUGAGCUCUUACCUUGACUUACUGAACUUUUUCAUUCCCUUCAGAAGUAUAUGGAUACUUCUGAUGAUUGUAUAAAAUUGUGUUUUCAUUACUUUUUAUUUAUCAGCAAUUUGCCUCAUUUCAAAGUAACAUGACUCUUAAGAAUGUAGAUCACAUAAAAAUGAACAAUGUAUUUGUUUUAGUUUUGAACUGUGAACUUUUCAAAAAAAUGAAUAUUCCUUGAGAUUUAUCUGCCCACUUUUAGAGUUGUUAAUGAAUCCUCAUUACUUGCCCUUAUAAAAACUAUUUUUAAAAACAAAUUAAAAUUAAUCAUAGUUUACAUUGCACUUUAAGUUUUUUAUUUGUUUGUGUUUAUUUGUUUUUGUCUUCACUGGGACUUCAGUGCUCCAGGUUAACUUUUUGAGACACACAGAGAGAAAAACACAGCCUUACUGAAGCUUUUUUCAGUAUGGUAGGGGCCAGGCUUGAAACUAGUUGAUGCCCAUGACAAAGCAAGCAUAGUGUCCAAGUGAGCUAUUUUGCUGACCAUGUAGUAUAACUUUUAAAGUACUUAAUAUAUAUUGUUUAAAUCAUUUUGUUAUUGUUCAUUUACCAAAGGUAACAUAAUGAUAUCCUUUUAUUUAUACAGUAAUUUAAAAUGUAGGAUAUUUUUUCUCAAAAAAAUAAGUCUUAUGUUGUUGAUGAUGGUAUAAACAGUGGUAGCUGUAGCAGUACUUACUGUUUCUGUCUUAAAUAUGAUUUUACUCUGAUUGCAAAAGUGUAUGUUAGUAACUAGUAGUAAAAAUAAUAUCUUUCACCUGUAUAGCUUGUUAUAUAUUGUUAGUACAUGUGUGUAGACUCAAAAUAAAUACUAUGAUAGGCUAACAUCAAAUGGCUUAAUAACUGAUAGUAUAUAUUAGAUACAAAUUAAUAUUUUAUCUCUUGCAAAAGGACCUGAUACAAAAGUGAUGCUAAACAAUCAGUAACUUAAAUAUAAUGGUUUCUAAUUUGUGUCGUAAAGGAGAAAAAAAAAAAGUUUUCUGUGGAAAAAUAAUGUGAUAGCAAUUAAUGAAAAUCUGUUUAAUUAAAAAUAAAUAGUUUGUUAAAGGAUAGUAUACCAAAGUAGAAUGAUUAUUAAAAAUGACAUAUUCCUAAAUUACAUGUGGAAAGUAGUUCUUUAGUUUCUCUUCUAAAAUGUACUAAAUGUGAAUUAUAAACACUCCAACUAUUUUCUUGUUUUUGCAUAUGAAAUUGAAAACUUUGUUUUUUAAGUUGUUAAUGUGAAAUUGAUUAAUUCUAUUUUAGCCUAUUUGUAAAAGUAUUGUUUUUUAGUAAAUGUUAUUACCAUUGGUUAUGUAUAUGUUAAACUUUUUAUAUUCUUUACCUGAUAUUAUUUAUUACACUGAUACAGAAAUAUGUAAUUCAUAAAUUUGAGUGACUCACAUAAUAAUGUCUUAAUUUCACCUACUUUGAAGGUUGAUUUAACUGACCAAAUGAAAAUGGCUACCACUCAUUUAUUAUGCUCCAGGUCUGUUUUAGUCUUAAGAUAAUUUUUAAAUGCAAUUUAUUUCUACCUUUGACCAUGAUUUAUUUUGCAUACAUGGGAAAACUUCUAUUUAAACAGUCUUAGAAAUAAAGAUUAAAAACUGAGUUUUUUCAUUAAUAUUAUCAUCCUGACACUCCCCUAAGUGAUACUACAUUUGCAAUUUUUUAUUCUUUGUUGUUUAUUGGGAAGAAUGAAUAUUUAUCUAUUUACAAUAUUAUAGACAUAAUAUAAGAAUGAAAUUAUAAGAAAUAUACUGAUCAAUUAAAAUAGGAAAAGUAGUAGAUUACAGUGGUUCCCUUCAAUAUUAACAUCUUGAUGUUUAUUAUUUAUAAAAUGGGAGAUAAAAUGUCUCACUUGAUUAUUGUUUAUAUCAAUAUUUUAAGUUCUUCAAAGUAGUAAUAUGCUAAAUACAUGUAUGCUAUUAUUCUGAAUAUUCCCUCCUACAAACGUUUAUUUCUGAAGAGAAUAUAUAUAUAUAAAUUUUUAGUAUCCUUUUAACAAAAAAUCUGCACGAUAAAAGCCUAAUUAUUUCAUAUUGAAUUAAUUUACCCUAAGUUCCCAUUUACGGUUCUGAGUAUAAAAUUAUAAACAACUUGCCAUACCCAUCAUUAUAUUAUCUUGAAAUAAAUGUACCUGCUCUUGGAUCAAGAAA
Molecule: messenger RNA, 4029 nt
Organism: Erinaceus europaeus (western European hedgehog)
Lineage: Eukaryota; Metazoa; Chordata; Mammalia; Eulipotyphla; Erinaceidae
Gene: MICU3
Product: mitochondrial calcium uptake family member 3
Exons: 15
Coding region: 44-1642 (532 amino acids)
Biological process (GO): calcium import into the mitochondrion; mitochondrial calcium ion homeostasis
Cellular component (GO): uniplex complex
Molecular function (GO): calcium ion binding
Source: RefSeq, a predicted model, not a curated record